Molecule: messenger RNA, 2236 nt
Organism: Nannospalax galili (Upper Galilee mountains blind mole rat)
Lineage: Eukaryota; Metazoa; Chordata; Mammalia; Rodentia; Spalacidae
Gene: Sytl3
Product: synaptotagmin like 3
Exons: 15
Coding region: 169-2010 (613 amino acids)
Biological process (GO): exocytosis; intracellular protein transport
Cellular component (GO): exocytic vesicle; plasma membrane
Molecular function (GO): small GTPase binding; neurexin family protein binding
Source: RefSeq, a predicted model, not a curated record
UUCCUCUCCAAAGGAGUAGGACACAGGAAGGAAAAAAGAGCCACAAGCAAAACGCAGACACUGGUGCAGUCAGAGAGGGGCUCUCGAGGGAGCGGGCUGCAGCUGGACUCGGAUCAUCAGCAGGACGGUGGAACUCUUCCAGCGUGGGUGGAGGAACAGACAGAGGAAAUGGCCGAUGAAGUAGACCUGGAGUCUCUCAAGGAGUUGGAACGCGAGGUCAUUCUCCAGGUCCUGUAUCGAGACCGGGCUGUUCAAAGCAUUGAGGAGGAAAGGAUUCGGAAACUGAAAACACACCUGCAGCAUCUCAGGUGGAAAGGGGCAAAGAGUUCAAGUCAGGAGUACCGGGAGAAGUGUUGUGCACGCUGCCAGCGGGCUCUGGGACUGCUGCUGAACCGUGGGGCCGUGUGCCAGGGCUGCAGCCACCGUGUGUGCUCUGAGUGCCGUGUGUUCCUGCGCAGGACCCACACCUGGAAGUGCACUGUAUGCUUUGAGGACAGAAAUAUGAAAAUAAAAACUGGAGAAUGGUUCUUUGAGGAACGAGCCAAGAAAUUUCCAACUGAAGGUAAACAUGAAACGGCCGGGGCAAAGCUGCUGCAAUCUUAUCAGAGGUUGAGCAAAAUCUCUGUGGUUCCUCCUACUCCACCACCCCUCAGUGAGAGCCAGUGCGGCGGCAGCCCCAGCAGGGUAACUGUGUGUUUACAGGAACUUGGUCAAUUUAGAGGAUUUAAUAAGUCUGUGGAAAACUUGUUUCUGUCUGUUACCACCCACAUGAAAAAACUCUCCAAGUCCCAGAAUGACAUGAGUUCUGAGAAGCAUCUUCUAGCCAUGGAUCCCAGGCAGUGCAUGGGCCAGACAGAGAGGCGGAGCCAAUCAGACACUGCUGUGAACGUCACCUCCAGGAAGGUCAGCAUGCCAGAAAUUCUGAAGCCUUUCCAUCAAGAGGAUCUGAAACGCUCUCCUAGCCCUGUUUUGAAGCAAGAUGCUCUCCCAUUGAGUCCACCACCCAGCACUGUAUUCUCUGGAGGCUUGAGACAUGGAAGCUUAAUUAGCAUUAACAGCACCUGCACAGAGAUGGGUAAUUUUGACAAUGCUAAUAAUGUCACUGGAGAAAUAGAAUUUGCCAUUCGCUACUGCUUUAAAACCCAGUCUUUAGAAAUAUGCAUCAAGAGCUGUAAGAAUCUUGCUUAUGGAGAGGAAAAGAAGAAAAAGUGCAAUCCGUAUGUCAAGACCUACCUGCUGCCUGACAGGUCCUCCCAAGGAAAACGCAAGACAAGAGUCCAAAAGAACACGCUGGACCCGACCUUUGAAGAGACCUUAAAGUAUCAAGUGGACCCUGCCCAGCUGGUAACGCGGAGGUUGCAGGUCUCUGUGUGGCACCUGGGCACCCUUGCCCGGAGGGUAUUCCUUGGAGAAGUGAUUCUUUCUCUGGCCACGUGGGACUUUGAGGAUAGUGUGGUGCAGACUUCCCAUUCGUAUCCACUCCGGUCCAAGGCUGAGAAAUAUGAAGACGGUGUUCCUCAGAAUAAUGGUGAACUUGCUGUUCGAGCCAAACUGGUCCUCCCCGCAGGGUCAAGAAAGGUCCAGGAGACCCAAGAAGACCAGCUGUCACUUAAUGGCCAACUUUGUUUGGUUGUGCUGGGAGCCAAGAAUUUACCUGUGCGGUCAGAUGGUACCUUAAACUCAUUUGUUAAGGGCUGUCUCACCCUGCCAGACCAACAAAAACUUCGACUGAAGUCCCCGGUACUGAAGAAGCAAGGUUGUCCCCAGUGGAAACACUCCUUUGUGUUCAAUGGCGUUAGCAGUUCUCAGCUGAGGCAGUCAAGCUUGGAGCUAACUGUCUGGGACCAGGCCAUCUUUGGUAUGAGCGACCGCCUGCUGGGUGGAGCCAGGCUUGGCACAAAGGGAGGUGCAGCUGGUAGUGUGGACUCGUGUUCCCAGUCAAAGCUUCAGUGGCAGAAAGUCCUGUCCAGCCCCAACUUAUGGACAGACAUGACCCUUGUCCUACACUGAGGUGAAGCCAUGCCUGCUGAAAAAGUCGACAGCACCUGAGACUGUCAGUCACAGAACCAGACCACUGGGUCACAUGGACCUGCCUGGGUCUAUCACAUCUUAGAGCAUUCCACACCUGUGUGUGCUUACGAUAACAGAACAAUGACUAGUGCUGCCCAAGUCAGUCUGGUGGGGGGCGGUUACCGUCUCUUGAGAGAUGUGGAAAACCAUUUGAUUUCAAUAAAUG